Molecule: messenger RNA, 310 nt
Organism: Sinocyclocheilus grahami
Lineage: Eukaryota; Metazoa; Chordata; Actinopteri; Cypriniformes; Cyprinidae
Product: dnaJ homolog subfamily A member 2-like
Exons: 2
Biological process (GO): protein folding
Molecular function (GO): Hsp70 protein binding
Source: RefSeq, a predicted model, not a curated record
CAUUUUCAGGCAUACCGUAAAUUAGCAAAAGAGUACCACCCCGAUAAAAACCCUAAUGCAGGUGACAAGUUUAAGGAGAUCAGUUUUGCAUACGAGGUACUGACUAACCCGGAGAAGAAGGACUUGUAUGACCGGUAUGGGGAACAGGGCUUGCGUGAGGGUGGUGGUGGAGGAGCCGGAAUGGAGGACAUCUUCUCUCACAUCUUUGGCGGAGGUCUGUUCGGCUUUAUGGGCAGCCAGAGCAGCAGGAGCCGGAAUGGUGGCCGACGGAGAGGGGAGGACAUGAUACAUCCACUGAAGUGAGUAAAUA